GGUAAUUUCUUUUUUAUGAGUUUCCGCUAGAAUGUUUGCCCUCUGAAUGAAGCAGUUUGGAAAAACAUGAGAUAAUACGAAGAAUGAAGCGAGGUGUACUCGGCGGACGAGUAUUGUCGAGGUGUUGCUUGCAAGCUAUCAAUUUUACAAACUGUAUUACUGGUCGAAAAUCGCUCUAGAUACGCGCGGCAAGUGGAUAAUGUCAGACACGCUCGAGUAGAGCUCUCUCGCCUUCACUCAAGGGACUCUCGUCGUUUCGCUUAUUCAAACUUCCGUAGCAGAGUUUCCGUUGCUAGUGUGCUGCGCUUUGCCGUUUGAUUUGCAAGUAUUGCGAUAUUCUCGUUGAAGGCUAGAUGUGUCGAUGAGCAAUGAUCACAGAGCGAGCAGAUUUUUCGGAGUAUCGCAAGGAUCAUGUGGUGUACAUUCGCCACUUGGAGAGACUGCCUCGUCCUGUUCCAGUUUCUUCGAGCGAUUUCACCGGAACUUGGAAACGUCGGCUCGAUGGUUCACUGCGGAGAACCGACUCUGAUUGCGCGAGACGAUUGGCGUAGCGCCGUAGCGUUGUAGCGUUGUAGCGGAGAGCGAUGAUGCAAGAAACACUUACCCAAGGUGAAGAGGAAAAUAAGAAAUGUGACGAAAAUCAAUUAAAUUGGCUGCCAGCUAGAAAAAUUGCUAUACCAUCAAAUUUUUUUCAAAAGAACAGUAACAAAAUAGAGUUUACAUAUAAUUAUAAAGUUCCUAGCUUUGAACUGAAACUUGUUGAUUCUGAAAAAGUUAUUAUAAAACUGAAAGAAGAAAAAUAUGAAAACAUCAUUGAAGCAGAAUCUCAACAUUCUGAUCUACUUCCUGCUAAAUAUGAAGGUGGCUUAAAAAUUUGGGAGUGUACUUAUGAUUUAGCAAACUUCAUAAUAUUAGAAAAUUUUUGCUUUGAAGAUACAAGAGUUUUAGAUCUAGGGUGUGGAGCUGGAAUAAUUGGUUUGAUAGCACUUUUACGAGGAGCAACAAUUCAUUUUCAAGAUUAUAAUGCUGAAGUCAUUGAAUCAGUUACAAUUCCAAAUGUAAUACUAAAUUGCAAGAAUGAUGAUUUUAUAAAAAAAAAAUGUGAAUUUUAUUGUGGUGACUGGCAGUCUUUCACUGACAUUGAAACUAGUAAUGAUGAGAAACAAAAAUAUGAUUUUAUUUUUACCAGUGAGACUAUUUACAAUCCUAAAAAUUAUCUUAAAUUGUACAAAGUUUUCAAAGAAAAGUUAAAAACAAAUGGAAUUGGUUUUGUUGCUGGAAAAACAUAUUACUUUGGAAUUGGAGGAGGCAUGAGACAAUUUGAGGAACUUGUUCUCAGAGAGGGCUUUUUUGAUAUCAAAAUUGUAUGGAAAAGUAGUGAAGGUUUACAAAGAGAAAUACUGAAAUUGGAAAGGAAACUAUAAAGAAAUAGUUGAGAUUAUAUUGGAUGUUGAUAGAUCAUAUGACAAAUCAUUGUAGUAAAAACAAAUAUUUUUACUUUAAGAAGUAUGAGUUUGCACAUAUUUGGUGUGCAUCAGUCGGGCGUAGAUGAGUGUUUUACCAGCAUCGCAAAGGCCCGUAAGAAGAACAUUAUGACCAACAGAUACUCUACGUCUCCAUAAAGCAAAG
Phymastichus coffea is the source of this 1629-nucleotide messenger RNA. Its product is annotated as histidine protein methyltransferase 1 homolog. Bases 585 to 1424 code for a protein of 279 amino acids. The transcript has 7 exons. Lineage: Eukaryota; Metazoa; Arthropoda; Insecta; Hymenoptera; Eulophidae. Gene Ontology annotation, molecular function: protein-L-histidine N-tele-methyltransferase activity. Gene Ontology annotation, biological process: peptidyl-histidine methylation, to form tele-methylhistidine. The record is from RefSeq and is a predicted model, not a curated record.